This is a messenger RNA of Adineta ricciae, 1674 nucleotides long. NCBI's taxonomy places the organism in Eukaryota, Metazoa, Rotifera, Eurotatoria, Adinetida, Adinetidae. The record is from the annotation of a GenBank genome assembly.
AUGGCAGAAGAUGCAAUUAAAGAGGAAGAACAACAAGAGAGUCCAUUCAUAGAAAAUGAAAGUGAAGGUUUAGAAACAGCAUGUUAUCGCAAAUGUCGCGGUUUGUUCUGUUUAACAGCAACAGAAAAUCAUUUUGAACAUGAAAUUCCGUUGGAUUAUUCACCAUUUCUUGAUUCAUUAGCAGCGUAUCCAUCUAAAACAUACGAGCGAAUUGAAUCCUUGCUCAAACUCGAUCAUUCGAUUGAUCGAGUAAAAAAUCUGAUUAAAAAUAAACAUAUUACAUGUGUGGAUCUGGUAUUGUUCUAUUUAAAACGUGUACAGAUGACAAAUGAUUACUAUAAAGUGGUUAUCGAACUCAAUCCGCAUUUAUUAACCGAAGCAAAACUAUUGGACGCAGAACUCAAUGACAAUAACAUUGAGAAGAAGGCGCUCUUCGGGUGUGUGGCUGCUAUAAAAGGUAACAUUAGCAUACGUGACAUGUAUAAUGAUGCAGGUGCUCAUGUUCUACAUCAGAAGAAAAUGAAAUAUGACGCACCAAUUGUAAAAAAACUUCGAGAACAAGGAUGCGUUAUUCUUGGUCGAACGAAUCUAUCUGAAUGGGCUUAUGCUUUUACACAAGAUGCACCGUCAGGUUUUUCAGCUGUUGGAGGACAAUGUAUUCAUCCAGAUGAUAUGCAUGAAGAUGUUAGUGGCUCAUCUAGUGGAUCAGCUGCUGGAAUUAAGUUAAACUUGUUUACAUUUUCAUUGGGAACAGAAACACAAGGAUCAUUGUUGUCACCGGCAAUUAAUGUUCGUAACGUUUGUACGCUCAAACCGACACUCGGAACAUGGUCGGGUGAGGAUAUUAUUCCAGUUAAUUAUGAUCAAGAUUGUUGUGGUCCCAUGACACGGACUAUUAAAGAUGUAGAGUUAUUGCAUAGGAUUGCCGUUGGUAUUCCAAAUACAUCAGACAGUGACAGUCGAUCACUUCGAGUGGGCUACCUUGGUCAAUCACAAGACGGCAAUGUCUUGGUCCAGACUCUCUCCCCUCUGCUACCUUUGACAACAUUAGUCAAUUUAAAUAGUGAUAUGGCUCUUGCAGAACCCAUCGCAGCUGUAUUAAAUCCAGCUUCUAAAUGUAACACAUCAUUUUUAGACUUUCUUUGUUAUGGACUUGCUCGUGAUAUUCCUUUAUAUCUGUCUUCGCAUUCAUCUGAUUACUGUCAUCAAACUCUUCAAUCAAUAAUCCAAUGGAAUUGCUCACACUCAGAAUAUAUUCCAUACGGUCAAUCAUUGUUCAUUCGUGCUAUUGAAUCACCAAUUACACAAGAUACCUACAAUACAUACAAACAAACAUUACAACAAGCAUAUGAAUCAUUUACAAGUUAUUUGAAAUCAACGUAUGCACUCGAUUGCUUAUUAACUAUUGGAGAUAACGAUCUGCUCACAGGUACAACUGUCUGUGGUAUACCGCGUGCUAAUUUAACACUUGAUUACUAUAAUCCUGAUCACAAGCAAAUCAAUGUUGUUGCUGUUGGUCUUUCUGUCAAUGAUGAUCUGCUUCUUCUACGUCUGCUUCAACGAUUAGAGAAGGCCAAUCUUCAAGCGGGAAAGAUUGAUACACGAACGUCUUUUCAGAAAUAUUUGCAACAACCGAUACGAUCCGUCUAUCAGAACGGAUGCUCAAUCCUUUGA